Messenger RNA from Acipenser ruthenus (sterlet), 5710 nucleotides. RefSeq names its product disintegrin and metalloproteinase domain-containing protein 33-like. Bases 83 to 2947 code for a protein of 954 amino acids. The transcript is spliced from 24 exons. Gene Ontology annotation, molecular function: metalloendopeptidase activity. Gene Ontology annotation, biological process: proteolysis. Lineage: Eukaryota; Metazoa; Chordata; Actinopteri; Acipenseriformes; Acipenseridae. The record is from RefSeq and is a predicted model, not a curated record.
UCAGAUUCUUGAUAGAUUUGAAAUCAGUAGUGUGGGAGCGCGAGCAGGAGAGGGAUAACGGCACGCUGAGGCACACACAGGGAUGUACACCAAACACAGGCAGAAAAACACCAGGAUAAACCCAGCACAAUGCAUGCAUUAUCUAACAAUUCUACAGUUGCUACUACUGAACAUUUUACUGGAAAAAGUGAAAGGGGAUCUCAUCAACCAAGGGGUUUCCAGAGGAGAAGUGGUCAUUCCUUACUGGCUGUCCAGAGGUCGGACAAAACGGGCUGUUGGUGCAGAAAUUCAGACGCAGCACCCAGCCAUGGGAGAGAUAUCGGUGUGGGCUGAGGGCCGGGAGCUGGUGAUGGAGAUCGAACGCAAUCAUCAGCUGCUGGGCCGAGAUUUCACAGAGACCCAUUAUACUGAGGAUGGGGUACCAGUGACAGUGGCGCCAAAUUACACAGACCAUUGCUUCUACCACGGCCAGGUGAGAGGACACACAGACUCGUGGGUGGCUCUGAGUACCUGCAUUGGAGUCAGAGGCCUCAUUGUUCUAAACGCUAACAACAGCUACUACCUUGAACCAAUGGGAGAGCGGGAUACGGCAGGUCACAUGAUCUACCGGACAGAGCAUCUGUCGGUGAGAGGGGGGACCUGUGGACAUGAGCACAGCUCCCCACAGUCAGGGAGCAACACGGUGGACAUCGCACAUCUUAUUAACCCUUUGCAUCAAAGGGUAAGAAGGGAUGCCUGGAGCACCACCAAGUACAUGGAGCUUUUCAUUGUUGCUGACAAUACUUUGUAUCAAAAACAAAAUCAAGACUACGGCAAAACGAGGCAAAGAAUCAUGGAAAUUGCUAACUACGUAGAUAAGUUUUACAGGGCGCUGAACAUCCGUGUGCCCCUCAUCGGGCUGGAAGUCUGGACGAAGGGAGACCAGUGCAAAGUGAGUGACGAGCCCAACACCACCCUCUGGUCCUUUCUGCAGUGGAGACAGAAACUGAAGGCACGCAAGAAACACGACAACGCUCAGCUACUCACGGGUGUCGUGUUCAAGGGUACGACCAUCGGCAUGGCUCCCCUGGAGGGGAUGUGUAGCCAUGAGAAUUCAGGAGGCAUCAAUGUGGACCACUCGGAGGCUGCUAUAGGUGCUGCUGCCACGAUGGCUCACGAGAUCGGACACAACUUCGGGAUGAGCCACGACAACGAGGGCUGCUGUGUGGAAGUCACGCCUGAGCAGGGAGGCUGUGUCAUGGCUGCUGCUACUGGGCAUCCCUUCCCGCGUGUGUUCAGCGCCUGCAGUAAGAAAGACCUGGCCAGCUACUUCCAGAAGGGAGGGGGCAUGUGUCUCUUCAACAUGCCCAACAUGAAGGACCUGGUGGGGGGCAAGCGCUGUGGGAAUGGCUUCGUAGAGGACGGAGAGGAGUGUGACUGCGGACAGCCUGAGGAAUGCACAAGCUCCUGCUGCCAUGCCAACAACUGCACUCUGAAGGCAGAAGCUCAGUGUGCCCACGGGGUCUGCUGCAAGGGCUGCCAGCUGAAGCAGGCUGGUACGAUGUGCAGAGAGCCUGCUGGGUCCUGUGACCUCCCUGAGUACUGCACCGGUGCCUCCCCCUACUGCCCCUCCAACGUCUACCUCUUGGACGGCUCCUCCUGCCUGCACGGCCGCGCCUACUGCCACAACGGCAUGUGCCUCACCCACGAGCAGCAGUGUGUCCAGCUCUGGGGAUCCGGUGCGUGGCCAGCUCCCGACGCUUGUUUUCAGGAUGUGAACGCUGCAGGGAAUGCCUAUGGGAACUGUGGGAAGGACAGCCUGGGAAAUUACAUGAAGUGUGGCAGGAGUAACGCCAUAUGCGGUAAGAUUCAGUGUCAGAGCGCCGCGAAGAAGCCCAAGGGGACCAACGCCGUUCCCAUAGACACCACCAUCCGCUUCAACGGGCAGGAGGUGAAGUGCCGCGGAACCUUUGUGUACGCCACGCAGGACGGGGAGGGAGAUCUGCCUGAUCCAGGGCUGGUCAUGACCGGGACCAAGUGUGGGGAAGGGAAGAUAUGCCGAGAUCAAAGGUGCCAGAAUGUGUCGUUCAGUGAACUGGAUGCCUGUGUCUCUAUGUGCCACACCCAUGGGGUUUGUAACAGCAACAAGAACUGCCACUGCAAUGCGGGCUGGGCCCCCCCAUUCUGUGAUAAGCCUGGCCUUGGGGGGAGCAUAGACAGCGGGCCUGUGCAGAAUGAUAGUCAGCAGGGUCUCGUGGCUGGUCUGCUCUUUGCCUUCCUGGUGCUCCUGCCCGGAGUUCUGGGAAUGUUCUCCUGCUGGAAAAUCAAGACGUCCCCCUUUCAUAAGUGGCGGGCCCGGAGGAAUCAGAACACUCGGACAUCAAGAAAUGAGGUGUCUGGUCAGAAGCCAAAAAAUGGCCACCUGAACCCUGCUUUUCAUUUGAAGACCAUCGGAUUGUCUAACAAACCCAACAACGCAAAGAAGUCGCCCCACCUGAGUCGAGAGGUCCUGCCAUUGAGGCCGGGGCCGGGUCUGAACGGAUCCCAGCCUGUAAACAUUGUGCGGCCCCUACGCACUGCGCCCACCCCAGACAUCCAGAGGAACAUCAAAGAGUUCCGGCCAGUGAAGCUCCCCACCACUCUGCUGAAAUCCCCCGGCAUGGCUGAGAAACUGAUACCUCCAAAGAAACCUCUGCCAGUCAACCCCGCGAGGACAACCUUGAUGGUGUGUGACAGGCAGCCGAGGGGCUCUCCAAGCCCGCCUCAGAGACCCCUGCCCUUGAACCCCUCCGCAGUGCUGGCGAAGCGGGGCAGGAACGAGGUGCUGGUGUUGGUGCCGCCAGUGAGCAACAAACCCGUCGGGAAAGCUGCUGUCAUCCCUCCAGCAAAACCACUCAAACCAGUCCCACCUCAAAAGCCUGUAACAGGUGCGAAACCAAACACAGCCUCUUUCCCCUUUCGGAAAUGACCCAUGACCUGAGGAGACCAAUGAUGGGACUGCAAUGUUUUUUUGUUAAAUGGUUACAUUUUUUUAAGUGAGACUAUUUGCACUAUACAGUACGAUAUGUAGGUGGGGUUGGGAGCGCAUCAGGCUGUCCAGUGGUCGUGUUUACUUCAGGAUGUGUGAGGACCAGCACUGGAGGCUCCAUGCUGGAUCUCCAGAAACCUGGAGACUGCUGUCACCAACAACCGCCCACUCUACACAAGAUGACGCAGUUGUGCACUGAGGAUUGCAAACUGAGAUUCGUAGAAAAUAAAUUAGAGAGGGAAAUCGAUCCAGCAUAUAGGGUUACCAUAGGACUCCAUGUUCACUGGACAGGUUGGGACAGCUCAGGUUUUCAACUCGCAUCGCAAUGCCUUUCACCGGUCUCGGGUACUUGUUUAGAAGAGAAGCAGGACUAAACAUACCAGAAUGCAUUGGGGUGUGAAUUAAAAAGCCUGAACUAACCCAAACUGUUCCAGUGAACAUGGAGCCAUAUGGUAACCCUAAUCUGUAUAUUAUUAAAAUUGUUUAUUAUUAUUACUGUUAAGUAUUUUGUAAGCAUAAUCUGCCAAAGAUUUUCUUUUGUUUUUGCUUAAAUUGUGAUUGUACAAGGUUUUAUUCUUUCAUAAAAAGAACCUUUACCAAAAAGACAUCUCAUGAGAAAACAGCCUAUCGCCACAUCACAUCCAGCAGUUUGCUUUUAGUUCGUUUUUAGUAAUAGUUAUUUUAUUUCGUUAAAAUUUGCACAAGUAGGCUUUCAUUGUUGAAGAUAAGGCAUUCUCUCUUUGUACUGCACUAACAGAAUGCAUAUUUAGUCAGGUAUGGUUUACUUGCUGUCCAUAAGCCACAGAGUCUGCACAGCACUACUUACCUAUAUACCAAUAUAAAGUACUUUCUAUUCGGCUGUCAUUGACUUCACACAGACUCAGGCCGGGAUAUUUCAGUCUUGAGUGUAAUAUGCUGGUAUCUGAACUGUUUUCGUUUAAAAAAAAACAUAAUUAUAGUUAUACUGGGGUUCGAAAAAAACCAUCCCAAAACCAUCUCCAUUUUGCUUUCUGAAUUCCAUUACUCAUGCACAAUUAUUUGUCAGUACAAUUCUCAUAGUGAUGUACCUUUUGCCUAGCUAAUAAUGACCCAGGAUAAAUGGAUAACAAUAUCUACAUUUGUGUUUAAAAAUGUAUAUACAUACGCAGUGCACAGGCUGCUGCAUGAGUGGAGUGAAUCUUAUAGAAGUCACAGAAUGCCUUUGGGGUCAGCAGCUUGAGGCAGAGUGCUCUUGUGAUCCAUCCGGAAUGCUUUUAAAAAAGAGAAAAUCAUACUGGUUAUAUAUAUAUAUAUAUACAGUAUAUAUAUAUAUAACUGUAAUUGUGUCUGAGUACACACAACCUUUCUGUUGAUACAGUUUAUUAUACAAUGGCAAGAAGAAUUCCUGGCGCUGAUUGCUCAGCCUUGCACUAGACCCGCGCUGUUAUCCCAGCAUAACAUCACGGAUCUAGUACCGGCAACCUCCUCACUGAAAACCGAGACAGACAUAUCAAUCCGCCACAACUGUCAAUAACACAGAAUAAAUUACACAAUUCCUGAAGUGAAUUGUACCUUAAACAACAUGACAACCGAUGGAAACCUCGUUUGGCAAAGAGCCUUCAAACACAGAGCAGCCAGGAGACCAGGCAGCACCUCUCAAUGAGAGAAAAAAAAACAUUACAAAAAAGAGGAGAUCAACUCUGACAGACAAGAUAGAAUCUGACAAAAAUGAAGCAUCCAUGAAACGACAAACCAGCUGGGCAGUCAAAGUCUUUUAUGACUGAGUGAGUGAGAGUAACACAAAUAUAGACGUGAAAACUGUCACGAUAGAACCCCUUAAUAAAGUUUUACGACAAUUGUAUGCCUCUUGUCAGAAAUAGCUCCGGAGAGCCGUAUGGCAUAAGCAGUUACGUGGUGCUCCGAGUGGGCACAAACAGACACCCGAGGCGUGAUCCCAGCACAACUCACGGUAUUGGAGGUAUUAACAAAAGGGGAUUGCAGUCAUUAUAAGGUGAAUAAAGAUAUGGAAUGCACAUUUUAUUUCUGCUUUAUUUUUGCAUUCAUCUGAGGAAAAGAAGUUCCUUAGAAAGAAAGUUUUUAUUAUUAUUAUUAUUAUUAUUAUUAUUAUUAUUAUUAUUAUUAUUAUUAUUAUUAUUAUUAUCUUUUGUUCUCCUUGUGGUUCAUUGACCUCUUAUUUCCAGUUUCUAGUGAUGAAGUCUCAGGCUGGUUAUAAAGGGUUAAUGACCAUUCUCUAGCCAAUCAGAUUUAAAGUUUUCCAGCCAUUGCCAUACAAUUGCCUUUAAUAGGCAAUUCCCAUACCCAUGCGUUUGACUAAACCCUUCUGCACCUAAUAUAGCCCCUUAUUCAAAUAGAUUUGUUUUUUAAACGCUCAGUAUUAUUAAUAUUUGAACAUGGUUCUAGCCACCUGCAUUGUUUUUCAAAGCUGUGCAGCUGUUCAUUAUCACAGUGGGUCGAUACAAUGACACAUUGAGCCGCAAGGCUGGAAGCAGUUUAUUCUUCAUCAGCAGGGUGGUGAAUAUUAAACCAUAAGCAGUACAGUAUAAGCACACCAGCUGUGCAUUUGGGAGGGAUAUUAUUGGUGCUUUUGUGAUUUUUGGAACAGUGUCAUUUCUGUAAUGUUUUGAGCUUUGCCUUCUUGACUGUCCUAUCUAAAAAUGAAUUUACACUGUGCUAACAAAAAAAUAAAUUUGCAAUUCAAAGGUG